Penaeus indicus is the source of this 615-nucleotide messenger RNA. Its product is annotated as WAS/WASL-interacting protein family member 3-like. Lineage: Eukaryota; Metazoa; Arthropoda; Malacostraca; Decapoda; Penaeidae. The transcript has 3 exons. The record is from RefSeq and is a predicted model, not a curated record. The coding region runs from base 1 to 615 and encodes 204 amino acids.
AUGGAUAGAGAAAUUAGGAAGGACACAGGGUUUGAGAGGCGAAAGCGCCUCACGCGCUCUCCCGCGCGCCCGCACCCGUCGCCUUGCCUCGGCGCUGCCACCACCACGGGCGCCCGGGCUCCUACCCCGCCCCUGCCUCUGCCCGCACCGCCUCCUCCCGAACCUCCUCCGGUCCCCUUGCCCACCCACGGCCCUAACCCCCCCACCCGCCCACCGCCACUCACGGGCGAAGGAGCGGCGAGCCACGAAGAGGAGGAGAGAAGGAAGCGACUUGGAGGAGAAGGCCUCCCGCGAGAGCCCAAGGGGCGCGGAGGAGGGGUGCGGACGCCCGUAUUUGGGGCCGCGGUAAUUGCUCUAAUAAAUGGCCGGCGUGGACACUCGCGAUCCUCGGCCGCGUCUGGCGGCUCGGCGGCGGGGGCAGAGGCGUGCGGGCAAGGAGCUGAAAUGGCACGACGCGGUAUGAGACGGGGCACAGAGGUACCCAAAGGCCCAGAGAGGCGCAGAGGCGCGGGUCCGGGGGCGCGGGCACGAAAAAGGCAGAGUCUCAGGGUUCCAGGAGAAGCCGAGGCACGGGCGGCGCGGGCGGCCUCCGGUGGCGUGAGCGGAGGAGCCUAA